GUACUUGCUUAUUUUUCCUUUACAAAUCGAAUGCAUAUUUGCACGUACCAAUGAUUGCCGCCGCCGCCAAAUCUUUAGAAACAGAAAAGGCAAAACUACGACGAGAGAUUGCCGAGCUGCAGGCUGCAUUGAAUGCAAAAGAGCAGAACCUACGCGAACUUCAGUCAAGAACAGCAGCAUCACCCUUGGACCCCGAAGGGGAUCUGCAACCCGCAACAAGGGAGCAAUACGAAACACUUAACAACGAUGACAUUGCGCGAUAUAGUCGACAGCUCAUAUUAUCUGAUUUUGGCGUAAGCGGUCAGCUUAAGCUUAAGAACAGCGCGGUGCUAAUUGUUGGCUUAGGUGGAUUAGGCUGCCCGGCGGCGCAAUAUCUUUGUAGUGCAGGCUGUGGAAAUUUAGGACUGGUGGACUAUGACGAGGUGGAGCAAAGCAAUCUACACCGCCAGACACUGCACACGGUGGCACGCUGUGGAUUGUCGAAAGCGGAAUCGGCGCGAAUCGCAUUGCUAGAACUGAAUCCACAUUGCCGAAUAACAUGCUACACACGCCUGCUGAACAGUUUGAACGCAAUGCAAAUUAUACGUGCCUAUGACAUUGUGCUGGACUGUAGCGACAACGUGGCCACGCGUUAUCUGCUGAACGAUGCCUGUACGAUGCUGCGCAAGCCCUUGGUCUCGGGCAGUGCACUGAAACUGGAUGGACAGCUGACAGUGUACUCCUAUGGCGCCCAGGGACCUUGCUACCGCUGCAUUUAUCCGGUGCCCCCGCCGCCAGAGGCAGUAACCAAUUGCGGCGACGGGGGCGUAUUGGGGGCUGUUACCGGCACAAUAGGUGCCAUGCAGGCACUGGAAGCUAUUAAGAUAAUAGUCGGAUUGGGAGACGUAUUGGCCGGACGUAUGCUCAUUUUCGACGGCAGCAGCUGCCAGUUCCGCAACAUUAAAAUACGCAGCAAGCGGCCAAACUGUCACGUCUGUUCUGCCCAGCCGCUCAUCACCGGACUGAUUGACUACGAGCUCUUCUGCGGCAUGAGUGCAAAUGACAAGGACCAUUCGGUGAAGCUGCUAGAGCCAGAACAGCGCAUAAACGUGCUGGACUACCAAAAGUUGAUGCAGACCACCACGGCGCAUUUACUGCUGGAUGUGCGUGCGCCAGCCGAGUUUGAAAUCUGUCAGCUGCCCGACUCAGUUAACGUGCCUUUGGCGCACGUGCUGGAUGACAGCUAUCUUCAACGAUUUGCCCAGCAAUUGGAGAGCAAAGAGUUUCCCAUAUUAGUGGUAUGCCGGCGGGGCAAUGACUCACAGAUUGCUGUGCAGCACAUGCGAACUCGCUUUCCCGACCAUUCGAUACGAGACUUGGAAGGCGGUCUGCAUGCCUGGACAAACCAAGUUGACCAGAGCUUUCCAAUUUAUUAGUGCAAAUAAAUGUUUAUCCAAUCCUUAUCCCAA
Molecule: messenger RNA, 1448 nt
Organism: Drosophila montana
Lineage: Eukaryota; Metazoa; Arthropoda; Insecta; Diptera; Drosophilidae
Gene: Uba4
Product: Ubiquitin-like activating enzyme 4
Exons: 1
Coding region: 51-1415 (454 amino acids)
Biological process (GO): tRNA wobble position uridine thiolation; protein urmylation
Cellular component (GO): cytosol; cytoplasm
Molecular function (GO): adenylyltransferase activity; thiosulfate-cyanide sulfurtransferase activity; URM1 activating enzyme activity
Source: RefSeq, a predicted model, not a curated record